Carya illinoinensis is the source of this 3919-nucleotide messenger RNA. Its product is annotated as leucine-rich repeat receptor-like tyrosine-protein kinase PXC3. NCBI's taxonomy places the organism in Eukaryota, Viridiplantae, Streptophyta, Magnoliopsida, Fagales, Juglandaceae. Gene Ontology annotation, biological process: protein phosphorylation; hormone-mediated signaling pathway. Bases 844 to 3510 code for a protein of 888 amino acids. Gene Ontology annotation, molecular function: ATP binding; protein binding; protein kinase activity. The record is from RefSeq and is a predicted model, not a curated record. Gene Ontology annotation, cellular component: plasma membrane. The transcript is spliced from 2 exons.
GUCAGUGGGACUGUGGGGCAGUGGGAGUGUUUAUGGAGCCUUCAAUUCACUCACUCAUUACAGCCCGUUUCUCGUGAAAGCCUGCGGGCGUGAGAGAAGAAUUUCAUUCCUGAUCAGUGAUUUCUAAUCUUCAGACCCACAAAUCUCUCUGUUUACUCUUCUCUUUGGGCGUCUGCGUGUGUAAGAAAAAGAAAAACACCUGGUCCGUGAAGCCUGUGCCAAAGCAUUGUACCCUUUACUCUUUUUUUUUUUUUUAAAUUUCUGUCUAGUCUCUCGGUAGCCCCGUUUAAACAAUCACAGCAGCCCUGCCUCUCCAGUCAUUUUCAUGUUUGGCUCCAAAACCAUCUUCUUUCUCGAUAGAACGAUAAGCAUUCCAUACUAGUCUCAUUCCUUAAUGCAGGUCCUUUUGUAUCUCUUUUGUCUGUUUCUUCUUGUUCUGGUUCUUGGAAGCUUUCCCUUAGAUAUGGUUCUCUUUGAGUUUUGGUCCUGGGUCUAGAUUGGUACAGUUUUCCCCCGGAAAUUAAGGGAUUGGUGUGCUCUAUAACUGGGUUUCAACAAAAUCUAAAAUGGGGUUUCUUGAAAAAGUCGAAACGUGAGGGGUAUUAGAUUUCUGGGCUUUUUUUUUCUUGGUGGGUGCCUUGUAUGGUUCUCAACAGGAGCUCAGAAGCUCCAUUGAAGUGGGCGAUACAAGCAGUUAGUGAGAAGAAAUUUUGAGGCAGAAAAUAAUCAUAAGAGAAGUCGGAUUCUCAAUAUUUUGGCCUUUUGAUCACUGUUUUUGAGCUUGGGGAAGAAAAUUUGAGUUAUUUCACCAUAAUUAACUCUGCGAAAGAAGGCAUCCCACUGAUGGCAGUUUUUUGCUUGUUCUCUCUUUUGCUAGUUGGGUUUAUAUCAAAGCUUCAGCAUGGGGAUGCUCAGCUCCAUGAUCAAACUACGCUGUUUUCCAUUGACAACGAGCUUGGAAUACCUGGCUGGGGAGCCAACUACUCAGAUUACUGCUCUUGGCCCGGCAUUGGCUGCGGUUUGAACAAUUCGAUGGUGGAAAGGCUUGAUCUUUCUCGCCGAAACCUCCGAGGUAAUGCGACUCUAAUUUCUGAGCUCAAAGGUUUGAAGUGGCUUGACCUUUCUAGUAAUGAUUUCCAUGGAUCAAUUCCUUCAGCGUUUGGGAAUUUAUCUGAGCUUGAAUUUCUUGACUUGUCAUUGAAUAAGUUUGAUGGUUCAAUUCCUAGAGAAUUGGGUAGUCUCAACAACCUUAGAACAUUGAAUCUUUCGAACAACUUGCUUGUAGGAGAAAUACCAGACGAGCUUCAGGGCCUUGAAAAGUUACAGGCCUUUCAAAUUUCUAGUAAUAAACUGAGUGGUUCUAUUCCAAUUUGGGUGGGCAACUUGACCAACCUCAGAAUUUUCACAGCCUAUGAGAAUGAUUUAGGGGGUAAAAUCCCUGAUAAUCUGGGCUUGGUUUCUGAGCUUCAAUCGCUGAAUCUACAUUCAAAUCUGCUUGAAGGACCGAUACCUAAGAGCAUUUUUGUUUUGGGAAAGCUGGAAGUCCUGAUUCUGACCCAGAAUAAAUUAAGCAGUGAUCUUCCUGAAGAAAUUGGGAACUGCAAAGGCCUUUCUAGUAUCCGAAUAGGCAACAAUGAUCUUGUAGGCUCCAUUCCUAAGGCGAUUGGAAAUAUUAGCAGCCUUACAUACUUUGAGGCAGAUAACAACAAGCUCUCUGGGGAUGUUGUCCCAGAGUUUGCGCAAUGCUCUAAUCUCACCCUCCUAAAUUUGGCCUCUAACGGAUUUACUGGAACUAUUCCUCAGGAGCUUGGACAGCUCGUGAAUCUGCAGGAAUUGAUUCUCUCUGGCAACAAUUUGUUUGGUGAUAUUCCAAAAUCAAUUCUUGGUUGUAAGAGUCUUAACAAGCUUGACCUAAGCAAUAAUAGAUUCAAUGGCAGUAUACCAAAUGAAAUCUGCAACAUGUCAAAAUUGCAGUACUUGCUCUUGGAUCAGAAUUCAAUAAGAGGGGAGAUACCUCAUGAAAUUGGAAACUGUGUGAAACUCCUUCAAUUGCAAAUGGGUAGUAACUAUUUAAGUGGAGAAAUACCUCCUGAGAUUGGCCAUAUAAAAAACUUACAGAUAGCAUUAAAUUUGAGCUCCAAUCAUCUCCAUGGGUCGCUGCCUCUUGAGUUAGGGAAACUGGACAAGCUGGUUUCUUUGGAUGUCUCUAAUAAUAGGCUCUCCGGUAAUAUCCCAUCUUCAUUUAAGGGCAUGUUGAGCUUGAUAGAGGUCAAUUUCUCAAAUAAUCUACUCACUGGCCCAAUACCCAAUUUUGUACCAUUCCAAAAGAGUCCAAAAUCAAGCUUUCUAGGGAACAUAGAGCUCUGUGGAGAGCCAUUGACACCUCCAUGUGCAAGCUCUCAUAGUUCUGACAGUGAGAAUUACCAUCACAAGGUCUCUUACAAGAUCAUACUAGCUGUUAUUGGUUCUGGUUUGGCAGUUUUUACGUCAGUAACUGUAGUUGUUCUGCUGUUUAUGAUGAGAGAGAGACAGGAAAAAGAAGCCAAAGCUGCUGGAAUUGAAGAUGAUGCAACCAAUAAUCGACCGAUGAUACUAGCAGGCAAUGUCUUUGUUGAGAAUCUCAGACAAGCAAUUGAUCUUGAUGCUGUUGUAAAAGCAACUUUGAAGGAUUCGAAUAAACUUAUCAGUGGGACUUUCAGCACUGUUUACAAGGCAGUUAUGCCUUCUGGGCUAGUUCUGUCAGUGAAGAGACUUAAAUCCAUGGACCGGACUAUCAUUCAUCACCAGAGCAAGAUGAUUAGAGAGCUCGAAAGGCUUAGCAAACUGUGUCAUGAUAAUCUAGUGCGGCCUGUUGGAUAUGUUAUUUACGAAGAUGUUGCUCUUUUAAUCCAUCAUCACUUACCGAAUGGGACAUUAGCCCAGCUGCUUCAUGAUUCUACCAAGCAACCUGAAUAUGAACCCGACUGGCCUACACGACUCUCUAUUGCUGUCGGCGUGGCAGAAGGGUUAGCUUUCCUUCAUAAUGUGGCAAUUAUCCACCUUGAUAUUUCUUCUGGCAAUGUUCUUUUGGAUUCUAAUUCCAAGCCUUUGGUUGGGGAGAUUGAGAUAUCAAAGCUCUUAGAUCCGUCCAAAGGCACUGCAAGUAUUAGUGCGGUUGCAGGCUCAUUUGGCUAUAUUCCACCAGAAUAUGCAUAUACAAUGCAAGUUACAGCACCAGGAAAUGUUUACAGCUAUGGUGUAGUUUUGCUUGAGAUCCUUACUACCCGAGUACCAGUUGAUGAGGCUUUUGGUGAAGGGGUAGACUUGGUGAAGUGGGUUCAUACUGCCCCAGCACGAGGGGAAACCCCAGAGCAGAUACUUGAUGCAAGGCUUAGUACAGUUUCUUUUGGUUGGAGGAAGGAGAUGCUUGCAGCUCUGAAGGUGGCAUUACUCUGCACUGACAACACACCAGCUAAGCGGCCAAAAAUGAAAAAAGUGGUGGAAAUGCUUCACGAAAUAAAGCAGAACUGAUGGAUGAUACCCGUGCGAGUUCUUUAACGGGAUGGAGGCUCUGGAAACUGGGAAAUCCUCAUAUCUUUUAGAAGGAACGAGAUUCAUAACUUUAAUAUUCGGCUCGUUUCCGAAUUUGUCUUCCACAGAUCGAGGCAGUGGCAUGCCCUGCGUUUUUCAGGCUAGCUAGUUAAAUACCUCUUGGAUCAUUUGUCCGCUUGCUCUGUAUCAAAAAAAGGGCUAAUGAUAAAUGGCAGCUUCUUGCAAUCUGUUUGAGUUGGCCAAACAAAUGAAAUCAGGUGGUGGGUUAAUGCAAUCACGAUAGUCCUCGAAAGAGUGAGGACUACCCAGUUUCUUUCUGUAUCACACAUUAGGCUAGCAAUUGAAGUGCUGAAAAGAGCAAGCUGGAUGCUCUGAUUUUUGUGUGGCA